AUGGCUCAUUCGAUAGUGAGAUUGUUAUUCCUGUCUGACAUAUUUUGUUUAAUUUGUUUGAGUGAAAGCUAUGACGCGAGUGCAAACGCCGUCAACGCAGGACAGAGUCUUUCAGCGAUCACGAAUGUAUUUGUACGUGAGAUACCAACGGUAUUGACCAACCUGUCUAGUAGAAACUGCAGUGGGGUUAGCGCGUGUGAAGCUAGUGCUGUGUGUCUUAACGAUACGAUCUCGUCAGUUCGAGAUUAUGAAGCUGGCAAGGUUUAUGCAAGGCAAAUGUUUUACUCUUUUGGAGAGAUUUCCCCUGAAGCUGAGUUCACACUAAACUAUAAAUUUCUUGGCAACUUUGAUCUUUGUCGUGAUGCAGAUCCGAAAAAAGAUGGAGGAUUAUUUUCAUCAAAAUAUUGUCUAAUGACAAUGCAAUCUACAUCAAGGGGGCGAAUGGAAGUAGGUGUAUGCUUUCCGAAUUCCUGCACAGAUGGUGACAUAGCUUUCAUAAUAUUUCAAGCUACAGCAAUUGCUAACGUAACUAGCGAUGGCGUCGCCGCUGAGGUCAGCUGUGCAAGAGAAUAUCCAUAUUACUAUGGUGCUGUUAUUGCUCUAUUUCUCUGCAUCAUCCUUGGAAUAGUACUGCUCUUGGCUACGUCAUAUGAUGUAUGGCUGAAAAGGUACCACGUGACUUCUGCAACGUCGCGUGUUAAGACACAUGACGGCCAAACUAACACAGGCGCAAAUCAGACAAACGAUCUGAACAGUCGUUGUGACAAUCCCAACUAUAUCUUGGAUGUAGUUCUAAACAGAUUAUCCGCACAGAUAUAUCUCAAUGGUUAUCUAGCUGUUGAUACGUUCUUCGUUAUUGGAGGCAUGUUAGUAACAUAUAUAACCCUGAAACAUUUAGACAGAAAUGACGGCAAACUAAAUUGGCUGCUGUUCCUGUUUCAUCGUGUAUGGAGAUUGACGCCAGUCUAUAUGUUUGUAUUAAUGUUAUGGUCAACACUGGUCAUACAUACGGGUAUUGGUCCUAGAUGGCAUCAACUGGAGUAUGGUAUUACAGCGUGUCAGCAAUACUGGUGGACGAAUUUGCUUUAUAUCAACAAUUUCCUCCACUAUCUAAGUCAGUGCAUGCCGUGGACAUGGUACUUAGCCUUAGACAUGCAGUUCCAUAUUGUUGCACCACUAUUUCUGAUAACGCUACAUAAACGUUGGAAGUGGGGAAUCGGUAUCCUAGCUAGUUUCUGUUUGAUUUCCAUUAUCACUACUGCUACAAUAAGUUCUAUUAUUGGACACAGUGCAGAUCUCAUGACCACACCUUACAAUAACAAAGUAAUAUACAAUCCAAUUGGUGGAUGGCUCUACGACAAACCGUAUUAUCGCAUACAAGCUUAUGUUGUUGGAAUUGUGCUGGGAUUUAUCCUCUAUAAAACCAAGAAUAAAAACAUUGAAAUAAAUAAGUAUGUUAACGUAGUACUUUGGAUGGCGUCAGUAGCCGCAGGUCUAAUCAUAGUACUGGGUCUCUAUUCUACAACACAGGGCCAUCUAUUGCCACAAGCAGUGGCAGUGUUAUACGUUACAUUUAGUAAACUCGUUUACGGCUCAGCAGUGGCGUGGGUCAUAUUUGCCUGUCAUAAGGGAUAUGGAGGUCCGAUUAACCAAGUGUUGUCAUGGAAACUGUGGAUACCAUUAUCUCGUCUCACUUACUGUGUCUAUUUAAUCCAUCCUGUUAUGAUAUCAACGCAUAACGCUAAACGAGAAGUAUUGAUGCAUUACACAGACGAAGAGAUGAUAUAUUUCUAUAUUGGCGUUGUGUCAUUAUCCUAUAUGGCGGCCAUUGCCUUAUCGCUUUGUAUUGAGUUACCGUUGGCUGAAGUUGAAAAAACAAUACUCAAGAAGUUCACAAAGAAACCAAAGACAUCUCAAAAGAAGCCAGAAGUAUUUUAUCUUUAA
This is a messenger RNA of Saccoglossus kowalevskii, 1944 nucleotides long. Its product is annotated as nose resistant to fluoxetine protein 6-like. Lineage: Eukaryota; Metazoa; Hemichordata; Enteropneusta; Harrimaniidae. The record is from RefSeq and is a predicted model, not a curated record. Gene Ontology annotation, molecular function: acyltransferase activity, transferring groups other than amino-acyl groups.